UUUUUGCCUAAUGGCACACAGCCACAUUGGCGUGGAAAGGUCACAAUGGUCAAAGUGUUCGGAGGGGCUUGGAAGGACUUGGCUUGCAUCUGCCAGCUAUGCAUUGCUUGAUGGUUCAUCCUGUGUGGGUUAGCCUUGCUAUAGAUGACCUCGUAUUAAACAGAUAUGCUCUUGGAAGGCAUUUCAUCGUCGUUGAUGGCUUUCACGCCAAUGCCUCAAUAGCACAUAUACCAAUUACAGAACUUGCCCCACACUGCACAGAUGCCAAUAUGGCCAAAACUGCACAUCGUCCCACAGUUCCUUUUUUUGUUUUGGCGACAUGGCGCGUUGACCCAUUAACUCUUGUCAAAGCCGUGAUGGGGCCCGUGUCUUGGACCAUCCGAGUCUCCACUCUGAGUUCAUCGCCGUCUUGAAGUUAACGGGUGAGGGGAAGGACAAAGGGUAAAGCCUCAGGCCCAAUACAAUAAUAAAAAGAUGAUUUGUUCAUUCUUCCAAUACAGAGUGCGAGCUGCAAGGAUAAUCUGUUGCACAUGGACUGACCGAUCCAAAGACGUCAUGGUGCAUCACGCUUGUUUUCGGAUCUGAAAGAACUGGCCGAGGCUUUUGAAGCUCAGUGUAGCCCGUCCUGGUAAACUAGGUCGACAUAUGACACCAUCAACCCAAGUAGCAAAAGCC
Spizellomyces punctatus DAOM BR117 is the source of this 675-nucleotide messenger RNA. RefSeq lists its product as uncharacterized. The coding region runs from base 99 to 413 and encodes 104 amino acids. NCBI's taxonomy places the organism in Eukaryota, Fungi, Chytridiomycota, Chytridiomycetes, Spizellomycetales, Spizellomycetaceae. The transcript is spliced from 2 exons. The record is from RefSeq and is a predicted model, not a curated record.